AUGAACAUAUUCGUCGGAAACACCUCCAAAUACUUCUUCCCCAUCUUCACAAUCAACUCUUCCUAUUACUCGGAUUACUUUGCUCUAUUAUUCAUAGUUAUCCAUAUAAUGCUAACACUUCUCUGCUGUCUUCUAACUAUUCAAGUUUGUAUAAUAGUGAAGUCAAUUCGUGUAUUCCACACCAACAUGAGCACCAUUAUAAUAGUUAUUUUGGGACAGUGGUUUGAAAUCGUUGUGGCAAAAAUUAUUUUGUUCCCAUAUCAGUUGGGUUUUAUUACAAUAGGGAAUCCCAAAAUGUUCCAAUUCUGGAUCUCCAACGAUCCCAAAGAAAUGCCGCAAGCCGAGAAGACCGCUGAUUUGACACCACUCUUUAUAACAACGUGCGAGAUUCUGAAUUUCACAACAGGUGUCGCUAUUUCUGGCAUUUUUAUAAUCGGAGCAGUUUUGAUCUACUUCAUCAUUCUCCAUAUCAAUAUUGGAAUCCAAAAGCGACUAGACGAUCACGACAAACAACAAAAUUACUACUCGUUGGCGAUUAGAUUUCAGGCAAAGGAAAAUGCGAGAUCUCUGGAAUUGGCGAAGAAAGUUGUGUUGUUUGCGGCGUUUGCGAUUCUGUGUGGGAUGGCUUUGUUGAUAGCGACGGCUAUGCAUUGGGCGGAUGAGUAUAUAUCGACUAUUGUGACUUUGGCAGAGGCGGCGUUUAAUUUGAACCCCCUAUUCAUCGUUCCUGUCGGAAUGUACUCGGUACCUACCUGGCGUGACAAAUUUUUCAAGACCACCCCGAUUCUCCAGCGCAUCCAAAAAAUUCGAAGCAGGAAGAAUAUAAAAGUGUCGGAUACGAUAGAAAACGAGGCGGCGAAGGAAUCAGAGAUUUAUUUUAAUCAAUUGAGUGCGGCGUGGAAGUGA
Messenger RNA from Caenorhabditis remanei, 906 nucleotides. RefSeq lists its product as uncharacterized. Lineage: Eukaryota; Metazoa; Nematoda; Chromadorea; Rhabditida; Rhabditidae. Bases 1 to 906 code for a protein of 301 amino acids. The record is from RefSeq and is a predicted model, not a curated record. Gene Ontology annotation, cellular component: membrane. Gene Ontology annotation, biological process: sensory perception of chemical stimulus. The transcript has 5 exons.